UAAAAGGAAGAACACACAGGAAGGAAAAACUCAUCUGGUUUAAAUACAUUAAAAAGGGUCCUUAAAUAUAUUAUUAAAAUAAUUCGUUUGAUAUUUUUAAACCGCACUUUUUUGCUUUACGGUACCAUUUGUUUUGCGCAUUAUAAACACUAAUUAAUUACACACCCCAGAUAAUUCAUAUAUCGUAGAUACUUAAUAAUUUUUUUUUUGUUUUUAUAAGUAUUGUUUCUGUGUUUAUAAUCAAUCCGUUAAUCUCCUUCUAGCCAGUUAAUGAGCGCGCUUCCUCUCGCGCUCGGGUUCCGUCUUUCAUCCGCAACGAAAUGAUCAAACGGUGACCGCGCGCGCGCUACUCUAAGCGUCUCUCCUAAUCCUGGCCUCUUAAGUAACUGAUAACGCGACCCGAGUGUGAGAUAGAGCAGGAGGCGGGAAGUUCUGGUCACCAUCCCCUCGCUCGUUUUAACUCGCUUUGCAUUGCAAACCUGCCGUGCACUCUUAACUCUUUUUUGACAUUUUAGCCCUUCAUCUGCUGAAAAGCACCUGCUUCAGUAAGGGUUCCCCCUUGCAAGCAUCACUGGGCUGAUGUUUCAGAGUGUUUCAGCCCUGGGAUGUAUGAAGGGAAACACAUUCACUAUUCGGAGGUGGACCACAAGCCUCUGUGUUCGUACAGCCCGAAGCUCUGCAAACAGCGCAGACUUAACGGCUAUGCUUUCUGCAUUCGGCAUGUUUUGGAGGACCGGAGUGCCCCUUUCAGGCAGUGUGAAUAUGUAGCCAAGUACAACAGCCAACGCUGCACCAACCCCAUCCCUACGACCCAAGACCGCAAAUAUUGUAGCAGUCACCUGCAAGUAAUGGGUGUCCUGCCAAAAAAAGAGAGAAAGAAGAAGCAAGACACUCUCGAAUCUCUGGCCCUUAACAUCACUGUGCCCUCUCUGGCUCUGAAGGCUUCUAAUGACCUGGACCACUUACUCCCAUCUUCACCCUCCUCACUCGCCCGCCUACUCCCGUUGGACCCAUAUGCCUUCUUUAAGGUCGAUAAGGUAAAAAAAGAAAGCCCUAACUUGGGAAAGAAAAUCGCAAACCGCUCAUUUAAUCCUAAACAGAAACAUAAAGAUCACACUGCAGCCCCUGCCAUCUCCCCACCUUCCGUCUCCCUUCUUCCCCAACAGGCUGUAGGGCCUCCUCGAACUCCUUUAGUAUCCAAAUCCCCUCCUAAAUCCAUCUCACAACAUGCAAAACCUAAGUCAGGGCCAACAUGCACAACAGCUCCUGCUCAGGCUGGUCACCACACCAUGACCACUGCCAGUCUCAAACCAGAGAUGCGUCCAGAGCCUGCUCUCGCCAAACGAGCCGAACCUCCAGCUCCAAGCAGUGCAAGCGUGCAUAUGGAGCCAGCAAAGGAUCUGAGAGCGCCAGUACAACAUCGGACUCCAUGUUUGAUGCAGCUUCACAGGCUGAUGGAGGAGCAAAGACGAAAGCGUGAAGAUCUGAGACCUCAUUUCGAUCUGGACUGGUCCGAGGACAGCGGAGAGGAGGAAGAGAGCCAGGUGGAGAAAGUGACAUUGUCUAAGUAUCAGAGACCACAGGACAAGAGUUCUUCUGGUUCUGGAUCCCGCGGGGAGCGGCUGGCGGGGCUCUGCGGCUAUUUGAAACAGAGGCACAGACAAAUGCGUAAGGAGGAAAGAGGCUUCAGGAAAGAGAGAAAGUCCCAGCACGCUCUUCGCAAAGCUUUGCUUCAAGCAGCCGCACACGACCCUGAUCACGCCGCUCCAAUAAUUCAGCAGCGUCGUACUGAAAUUUCAGCCACCUCCAGUACUGUAGGCAGCUUAGACUCAGGACUGUGUGUGGCCCAGGUUAACGGCAAAGCCUGCACUAACCACUCCUUGCCUUUCACCAGACAUUGCCUCCAACAUAUCCUGCAGAACAGGUCACAGCAGCUGUUCUCGAGCUGCACUGCGCGUUUUGCGGAUGGGGCGCAGUGUUCCGUGCCAGUCUUCGACAUCACACAUCAGACGCCACUCUGUCAGGAGCAUGCCAAGAAAAUGGAUAACUUCCUCCGUGGAGACGUCAGCCGCAGAACGUACCAUCACCAGCAGCAGCUGCAGCAACGCCGGCGUCUAAAGAAGGCCAAGCUUCCAGCAUUGAGCAAAAAACAGAAGAAGAAAGGCAGGAGAGGAGCAGUUCGCCGACCUCAGAAACCCAUCCCUCCCGCACUGCCCCAGGGUAACCUGGGAAUGCCCUCUGUCCUGUGCCUACCGACACAACCAACCGGGAUCAGCAGUCCUUUGACCCCUGGCCUGAGUGCUGAUGAGUUUCCGGAUGACAUCACUAGUGACAUCAGUGACAUUCCUCAUGACCUGGAACUGAAUCAGGAAGAUUUUUCAGAUGUUCUGUCCCGAUUCCCAGAUGACCUGCAAGACUUUGAUCUGUUCGAAGGUAAGCAAAGUGAGCUCUUACCUACGUCAGAGGAAGCUGAGGAACUGGUAAGGGUACUGCAGGACAUGGGGUCCUACCCAGAAUCUCUGGCAUGCCUGAGCAGUAUAGGUGAGCUGAGUCCGGUUGAGGGCUCAGACUGCCGCGGGAUGGAAGGCGGUGUCAUGGACCUGCUCGGUGCUCGUCUUUCAGCCGAAACUUUGUCCAGUCUUGAGCUGGACCCUAGCCUGCUUCAUACAACAGAGGACGCCUUCCCCCCAUCCCCACAAUCCCCACCUCCUUCCAUAAGUCACCUGAGGGACAGCAUGCGUCCACAGAGGCGUCACUUGGCGCACAUCGACGACUCCAAAGACGAUCUGGUAGAUGAGGACGUGUCCCACGGCUCUUGGGAAGUCCUCGCUCUGCCUCUCGGUGACACCACUCAACUCCACAAUCUCAUCAGCUCAGACGGUCUGCUCAUGUCCACAGCGUUGUCCACGCCACCGACUCCAAUGCCAACAGCACCUUGCCAACCCACCGCCUCGCUUUCCUCAUUACCGGAAAGCAGCCUGACCAUCCCAGUCACUUCCUCUUCUUCUUCCUCCUCACCCCGGGUAGACUUCCUGUUCCCAGGGCAGCUUAAACACACACUUCCUUCUUUGUUCAGCCACUGCGGAAUUCCUGCUGACCUGCAGCCUCACCACAGCGCUCCAGCGCCCACUAUGGACCAGACCUGAGCGGCCAUCUGGAACAAUUACAAGUGCACAUCUCUUAAUAUUCAGGGAAGGUUUUCCUUUUAUAACUUGCAUGGGUUCUUCAGCUUAACCGCUCUAUCUUCCCAUAACCUACUGGGGUUUUUUUUGUCACUUGCAAACCGCAGAGCAAUAAGGAAACCCCACGAGCAAGAGUAUAUGGCACGCUUAUUUUCUACAACAGAUAAAUUAGAUGGAUUUUAGCCAUGGAUGCACACCACUCGUAUUCUUAUAUAUAUGCAUAUUUAAUAUAUUUAUAGAUUAGUGAUGUGCACAGCUAGUUUUAUUGCGAAGUCCAUAUAUGUGGAAAUGUGGUUACUCAUCUAGAAAUAACCUGAAAUGGUUAAACGGAAGUACAAACAAAGGCAAGAACAAUGUCACAGAUGUGUCAGUUGUCCCCUCUCGUCCUGUAAUGAUUAAAGUGGUUAUAUCGGCGGCUGGUGUUUGUGCUUUUCGUAGCUGUUCUGCUGUUGGGUUUUGCUUUUUUUUUUAUUGUCAAACACCAUGGAAACUACGUAAACCUUUCAUAAUCAGUGUACUGCAAAUCAAUAGUGUCCUUUAAAAAAAAAGAGCUAUAGAUAUGCUUAAAAUGUCUUUGUUCUGACCAUCUCAUUCUGUAUAUGUGAUGUAACACCGAGACCAGGAAGCCAUAUUUUUCGGCUUUCAUGUUUGCAAUUAAUUUUCAGAAGAAGUUUUGUCGAUUGUGUCAUGAAUAAAAGCUCGGUAACGCACGCAUCAUCCCAAGGUCUCCGUAAGAAACGGGAUUGUAUUAACUAUCUUCACAAAUACCGUCACAACAGUCUCAUAUCCUGACAUGACAUGUAUUUUUAGUCGAAGGCAAGUUGAUGUGUGAUUGGAACAGUGAAAGAGUGUGUUAGAUUUGGGUAGGCCUGCCUGUGUAUCAGAUAAUGCUGCUUUUAUCAGUGUCAAUAACAGUAUAUUAUUCCUACAUAAACAGAGAAGCUGUUUUUUUUUUUGUACUCCUGUUUACUGAAUGUAUUGAAUGAUGGAAGGAUUUGUUUAUCACCUAAUAGGAUUUAUCGCCCCCUCUGCUUUGUGUCUUGAUAUGUCUACUUUUUGUUACUAAAGUGUGUGGAUGUGGGUAUGUGGCAAACACAGAUGUGUCUUUUUUUGUUGUUUUAUCAGAAAUGCGUAAAUUAAAUUGGCUAUGAAUA
Messenger RNA from Clarias gariepinus (North African catfish), 4336 nucleotides. RefSeq names its product INO80 complex subunit Db (gene ino80db). The coding region runs from base 606 to 3146 and encodes 846 amino acids. Gene Ontology annotation, molecular function: protein binding. The transcript is spliced from 10 exons. The record is from RefSeq and is a predicted model, not a curated record. Gene Ontology annotation, cellular component: nucleus. NCBI's taxonomy places the organism in Eukaryota, Metazoa, Chordata, Actinopteri, Siluriformes, Clariidae.